AUGUCAGGAAACAACAUCAAAGUUGUAUGUCGAUUCAGACCCCAGAACUCGCUUGAAAAUAGAGAAGGUGGUACUCCCAUCAUCCAUAUAGAUGACGCUGGCGAGAAUGUUGCGCUCAAGGGAAAUGACUAUAACGGUGGAUUCGCCUUUGACAAGAUCUUUGGCAUGGAUACCAAGCAAAAAGACGUCUUUGACUAUUCUAUUCGGUCUAUCGUUGAUGACGUCGUUGCCGGAUAUAACGGAACUGUCUUUGCUUAUGGUCAAACAGGUUCAGGAAAGACCUUUACAAUGAUGGGCGCAGAUAUUGAUGAUGAAAACACAAAGGGUAUCAUCCCUCGUAUCAUCGAACAAAUCUUCCAGUCCAUCAUGAUCUCGCCUGCCAACAUGGAAUUCACCGUCAAGGUCUCGUACAUGGAAAUUUACAUGGAGAAAGUCCGUGAUCUUUUGAAUCCCUCUCAAGAUAACUUACCCAUUCACGAAGACAAAUCAAAAGGUGUCUAUGUGAAGGGCCUAUUGGAAGUUUAUGUCAGCUCCACUGAGGAAGUCUAUGAGGUGAUGCGACGAGGAAGUGAAAAUCGUGUCGUUGCUUCUACCAACAUGAACGCAGAAAGUUCUCGCAGUCACUCGAUCGUCAUGAUUGCCAUCACACAAAAGAACCUUGAUACAGGUGCAGCAAAGAGCGGUAAACUGUAUCUUGUAGAUCUCGCGGGUUCAGAAAAAGUAGGAAAAACUGGUGCAUCCGGCCAAACUCUUGAGGAAGCCAAAAAAAUCAACAAAUCAUUGACUGCCUUGGGUAUGGUCAUCAACAGUUUGACAGAUGGCAAGUCAAGUCACGUUCCGUAUCGUGAUUCGAAACUUACACGUAUCUUGCAAGAAUCGCUUGGCGGUAACUCCAGAACCACUUUAAUCAUCAAUUGUUCUCCUUCGUCUUAUAAUGAAGCCGAAACCUUGAGUACUUUGCGCUUCGGUAUGAGAGCCAAGACUAUCAAGAACAAGGCUAAGGUUAAUGCAGAUCUUUCACCUGCCGAACUCAAAGCUUUGUUGAAGAGAGUUAAGUCUGAAGCAGUCACCUUCCAAACCUAUAUUGCCGCUCUGGAAGGUGAAGUUAGCGUUUGGCGUACAGGCGGAACAGUACCAGAGGACAAAUGGGUAUCCAUUGACAAGAUCAAGAAUGGUGACUUUAGCGCUUUACCUCCCGCAUCUGGCUUCAAAAGCCCUAUACCAGAAGAUACUUCACGACCAGCAACUCCGGCAACUGUGCUUGAAAAGGAUGAACGUGAAGAGUUCUUGAAACGCGAGAAUGAGCUCAUGGAUCAGAUUGCUGAAAAGGAAACUGAGCUUGCCACUCGUGAAAAGCUUCUUGAGUCGAUGAAGGAAGAACUUGGCAUGUUCAAGGAUCAAGAGCAAACUAUGAUCAAGGAAAAUCAACAAAUGACAUCAGAACUUAGUGAACUGAAGUUACAACUGCAGAAGGUGUCCUAUGAAAGCAAAGAGAACGCCAUCACCACCGAUUCUUUGAAAGAGACCAACCAAGAACUUGCUGCAGAAUUGGAAGAAUUGAAAAAGAACUUGGCAGAAAUGAGACUUUCUCACAAGAGCAACGCUGACAGUGAGAAGGAAAAGAAAAAAGCUGAGAAAAUGGCCCAUAUUUUCUCUGGAUUCGACGCUUCAGGUGAAAUUACAGAGAAGGAGCGCCACAUCCGAAAUGCGUUGCACAGAUUGGAUGGUGACAACGGUUCAACACUCUCAAUCGAAGAAUUGGCAUCUGUUCGACGAGAACUUGCUGAAUCCAAGUCUUUGCUUGAGCAGCAUACUAAGACCAUCGAUGAUUUGAGCAGCGAAAAAUCGACAUUAGAAGCAAAGAAGACUGACUUGGAGAUUAGACUGAAUACUCUUGAAGUAGAAUAUGAAGAGUUGCUAGACAAGACCAUUGCUGAAGAAGAAACGGCAGAGGAUAAAACUGUAGACAUCGCAGAAACCGUCUCCAACCUCAAGGUCAAACUUGAGUCUCAAUAUGCUUCUAAAAAGGAGCUACAAGAAAAAGAAGUGGAACAGCUCAAGCAAGAAGUUGAAAGAAAGAACAACGACUUUGAGAAGCUUAGCAGUGCUAUGGCUGACCUUAAGGCAGCCAACGAUGAACUUCAGAACGCUUUGUCUGCUCAACCUCGCCAAGGAUCCUCUGACCUGACUGAGAAGGAAAAGGACAUGGAGAGAAUGCGCAAGUCCAUGGCCCAACAAUUGGCAGACUUCGAAGUCAUGAAGAAGGCCUUGAUGCGUGAUCUUCAAAACCGAUGCGAAAAGGUAGUCGAACUCGAAAUUUCGCUGGAUGAAACUAGAGAACAAUACAACAAUGUAUUGCGUGCAAGCAACAACAAAGCCCAGCAGAAGAAGAUGGCUUUCUUGGAACGAAAUCUUGAGCAGCUUACCAACGUUCAAAAGCAGUUGGUGGAGCAAAACUCAUCACUCAAGAAGGAAGUUGCUAUUGCUGAGCGCAAGUUGACCGCACGAAACGAGCGAAUCCAGAGUCUAGAGUCAUUGCUACAAGACGCACAAGAAAAGUUGAUCAGCCAAAAUCAAAAGUUUGAAGCUCAACUUCAAGCGGUUCGAGAACGCUUAGAACAAGCUAGAUCUUCCAAGUCACAAAAUUCCAUGGCCGCUCUUAGCUUUGGUCGCAUCGCCAAGCCAUUGAGAGGUGGAGCAACGGUCACUGACAGCGGGUAA
Molecule: messenger RNA, 2721 nt
Organism: Umbelopsis ramanniana AG
Lineage: Eukaryota; Fungi; Mucoromycota; Umbelopsidomycetes; Umbelopsidales; Umbelopsidaceae
Exons: 13
Coding region: 1-2721 (906 amino acids)
Biological process (GO): microtubule-based movement
Molecular function (GO): microtubule binding; ATP binding; microtubule motor activity
Source: RefSeq, a predicted model, not a curated record